AUGUCGCACCCGGGGGGCACCCCCGCUACCAGCACGGUGCGGAGGGAGGUGUUGUCCUUCCGGAUGGUGGAGCUGACGCAGGUGGCGGAGCGGCUGGGCCUGAAGAAGACGGGGCGUAAAGGGGAGCUGCAGGGCCGCAUACUGGCAUACUUUGGAGAGGCGCUCCCCCAGUCGGUGGUCGGCCGCCCCGAGGUGCAGCCCCCGCAGCAGCAGUGGCGCAUCGAGCACGCAGCCAAGGUGGUGCACGACACCUACUGCAGAAUGAUGGGCCUGCCAACCAACACGCCCUCCGACCAGUCAGCGCACAGCAGCCAGCAGAUGCCGGGCGGCAACGCCGGCGCCGGGCCGCCGCCGCCGCAGCAGGGGCUCCCCUCGGCGCAGGCGAUGCAGCAGGCGCGCGCCACUUUGCAGCAGCAGCAGCAGCAGCAGCAGGCGCGCGCCACUUUGCAGCAGCAGCAGCAGCAGCAGCAGGCGCACGCCACUUUGCAGCAGCAACAGCAGCAGCAGCAGGCGCACGCCACUUUGCAGCAGCAACAGCGCCAGGGCGGUGCCGGCGCCGGACGCAGGCCCCUGCCGGUGCGCUGCAUCUGCACCUCGGUGGCGGAGCAGCAGGGGCGCAUGGUGAUGUGCCAGGGCAAGGGGUGCGGCGUGUGGCAGCACACGCAGUGCCUGGGCGCUGGGGCGCCGCAGGGCGCCGCCGUGGACGCUUUCCUCUGCGAGGGCUGCAGGGCGCGGCUGGCAGACCCCUUCUGGGAAGCUACGGAGCGGCUGCUGCCGCCCGCCCCGCUGAAACCGCAGCUCGGGAGGCCCCCCGUGGUGACCAUGUCUGGCAUGCAGCAGGUGCAGAGCCGGGACUUUGUGUUCUACCUGCACCAGCAGCAGCUGAGCGCGGUGCAGCGGGACCCCGAGAACCACAGGCUGCAGGUGGGGUGCCUGCUGGUUGGGGAUGAGGUGGCGGAGCGGUACCACUGGCCUAAGCACAUGGAUCUCAAGAUUAACAACAUGCCGCACAGGCCCUAUGCCCGCUCCCUCAACGCCAAGAUGGGCAUCAACCAGCGCGACGAUGUGGCCAGCAUCGGCACGAUGGUUGUGCGCGGGCGCAACACCCUGAGCCUGAGCGCCCCCGACAGCGGCACGUGGGUGCUCAUGAUGCACCUGGCGCGGCGCCGCACGAUGGAGCAGGUCAAGGCGCUGAUGGCGGCGCCGGAGGGGCUGGAGGAGGCGGUGGCGCGAGUGCGGCGCCAGGUCGCCGGCGACGACUCGGACGACGACCUGCUGGUGAGCCACCAGGUGGUCAGCCUGAAGGAUCCGAUGAGUGGGCAGCGCAUACAGGUGCCGGCUCGGUUUUCCGGCGCCAGCGGGCUGCAGCCCUUUGACCUCGACUCGCUGCUCAGCAUGGCGCAGCGCAGCCGCAAGUGGCAGGACCCCUCCACCCUGCAGAACAGCACCGUGGAGCAGCUGCAGGUGGACACCUACACCCAGCGCGUGCUGCUGUGCCUGCGCGGCCUACCCGCCAUCACAGACAUCGAGAUCUCGGCAGGCGAGCAGGCCGGAGAAGGAGGCGGCAGGAAGGAGGCGGCAGAGUGGUGCCUGACCUGGGCUGGACGCAUGGCGGCGGCCGCAUGGGACCCGCCUGCCGCGCCUGGCCGCUGCUACGGCCAGUGGCGCCCCGACGGCAGCGGCCGCGAGUGGAUCGACAUCGCAGCCGACCCUGCUGACGUCGCAGCCUCCCUGGGAGCAGCCGUGGGGGCCGCUGGCACCAAGCCUGAGCCCGAGGCGGCGGCCGGUGGUGGCGAGCCCGCCAAUGGUGCCGGUGCCGGAGCCGCGGGGGCGGCUGGCGGGAGCGGCCAGGCGUUUCUGGUGCCCGACAGCGACAGCGAGGAGGAGGGGGCGGAGGAGGAGCUGCGCAGCGCGGCGGCGGCGGUACGCAAGGCCCCCUCGGCGGCGCUCUCUGGCCAGAAGCACAAGGCGGAUGAGCCAGAGGUGAUCGACUUGCUGUCGAGCGAUGAGGAGGAGGUGCCGCUGCUGCGUCGGCAGCAGGCGCAGCAGCAGCAGCGGCAGCAGGGGCAGCAGGGGCAGCAGGGUCCGCGGCCGGGGCCGAGGGCCCCCAUGCAGCAGCCGCAGCAGCAGCCGCAGCAGCAGCCCGGCGGCCCCCUGCGCAUACGGCUGCCCGCAAGGGUGCGGCCGCCGGCCCAGCCGCCACCGCCUGCGGCGCUUCCAGCAAGGCAGCCCUCUGUCGACGACGAUGCCAUGCGCGGCACCUAUGAUUGGCUGCAUCGGACAACGGCUGUGCAGCACGCGCAGGCGGCGGUGGUGCAGCGGGCGCAGGCGGCGGCUGCUAUGCAGCAGGCGCAGCAGUUGUAUGGGAUGCAGCAUUACAUGCAGCAGCAGUACAUGCAGCAGCAGGCGGGGCCUGGCGGCGGCCUGGCUGUCAGGCCGCAGCUGCCGCCUGGCUACCACCCGCAGCAGCCGUGGCUCCCCGGCACCAGCUUCUACCCGGCGCCGGGCGCUACCGCUCUCCCGGGCUUCGUGCCUGCCAGCCAGAUGAUGCAGAUGGCAGGCGGCGGUGCAGCCCCGGCGCAGGCGGGGGCGCCCGACAGCUCCUGGCAGGCGCAGGGGGAGGCCGCCCGCUGGCAGGCGCAGGCCGCGGGGCAGGCGCGGCAGCAGGCGGAGAAGCAGGCGCAUCUGCCUGCAGGCCAGGCGCACCUGGCAGCAGACGAGGCGCAUCUGCAGGACCAGAGCGCUCUGCAGGAGCUGGGCUAUGAUGCGGGCUGGAGCUCGGAUGCUGACCUGGCGGCCCUGUUCGAGGAUGUGUGA
Chlorella variabilis is the source of this 2817-nucleotide messenger RNA. RefSeq lists its product as hypothetical. Lineage: Eukaryota; Viridiplantae; Chlorophyta; Trebouxiophyceae; Chlorellales; Chlorellaceae. Bases 1 to 2817 code for a protein of 938 amino acids. Gene Ontology annotation, molecular function: SUMO ligase activity; zinc ion binding. Gene Ontology annotation, biological process: protein sumoylation. The record is from RefSeq and is a predicted model, not a curated record. The transcript is spliced from 15 exons.